Molecule: messenger RNA, 1692 nt
Organism: Exophiala aquamarina CBS 119918
Lineage: Eukaryota; Fungi; Ascomycota; Eurotiomycetes; Chaetothyriales; Herpotrichiellaceae
Product: phosphoacetylglucosamine mutase
Exons: 5
Coding region: 1-1692 (563 amino acids)
Biological process (GO): carbohydrate metabolic process; UDP-N-acetylglucosamine biosynthetic process
Molecular function (GO): phosphoacetylglucosamine mutase activity; magnesium ion binding
Source: RefSeq, a predicted model, not a curated record
AUGGCUUACACCAAUCCGCGAGACUCGGUCUUCAACCAGCCCAAGCCAGUCGUACAUCUUCCUCAAGACCUUUUGGCUGCUAUUGCAAAAGGCGCUGAGCCCUAUGAAAUCCCCGCGGGAAGAAAAUACGAGUACGGAACUGCAGGAAGGGAUUGUAGCAAUGCUGGCCUUGACCAUGUCAUGUACACUGUUGGAUUGAUUGCGGCCAUCCGCUCAAAGAAGCGCAAUGCGACCAUUGGAAUCAUGAUCACGGCCAGUCAUAACCCAGCCGACGACAAUGGAGUCAAGUUGGUUGAUCCCAUGGGUGACAUGCUCGAGCAAUCUUGGGAAGGCUAUGCUACAACCUUGGCCAACACUCGGAAUGAUCAACUUGCCAAGGCAUAUGAAGAUCUCACCAAUGAGACUUUGGUUGACGAGAUCCGACAGCUUCAUGAGCGACCUGCCAAAGUUGUCUUUGCCCGCGACACCCGUGCUUCUGGACCAUACCUAGUCACCGCGCUCAAAGCCGCCUUGGAUGCUGCAAAGGUUGAAUACAAGGAUGAAGGAAUCUUGACCACCCCACAACUUCACUACAUCGUUCGCGCCAUCAACACCCUGGGCUCUCCAUAUGAAUUCGGUCCUCCAUCUGAGGAAGGUUACUACAAGAAGAUGGCAUCUGCUUUCAAGGUCCUCAUGCAUGGCCGCACCAUUCAUGGCACUGUGACAGUCGAUUGUGCAAAUGGAGUCGGUGGCCCCAAGUUGCGAGAGAUGAUCAAAUAUCUUCCAACCGCCAAAGAGGGGGGCAUCGACAUCAAGGUUGUCAACGAUGACGUGGUCAAGCCUGAGGCUCUCAACUUUGAGGCAAAUUAUGUCAAGACUAAGCAGCGUGGCCCUCCGAGCUCGAAUGCUAAACCAGGUGACCGAUGCUGCUCUCUGGACGGCGAUGCCGAUCGUGUUGUCUACUACUACACCGAUGAGCAGAACACCUUCCAUCUCCUUGAUGGUGACCGAAUUGCUACUCUUGGCGCCGUCUUCCUCGCAGACAUGACACGUGUUGCUGGUAUCGAUCAGAAACUCAAGAUUGGCAUUGUGCAGACCGCUUACGCCAAUGGUGCUGCAACUGAGUACGUUGAGAAGGUCCUCAAACUCCCAGUCACGGUCACCCCAACCGGUGUCAAGCAUCUUCACCACGCUGCUGCGCGUUAUGACAUUGGCGUCUACUUCGAAGCCAAUGGUCAUGGUACUGUUCUCUUCUCGGACAAUGCCAUCAAAGUCAUCCGUGAGUCGGAACCCAAGUCUCCUGGACAGAAGCACGCCCUGGAGUCUCUUCGCGCCUGUAUCGAUUUGAUCAAUCAAGCUGUUGGUGAUGCCAUUUCUGACAUGUUGUUUGCCGAGGUUGUCCUUGCGCACAAGUCUUGGACUCCGGAAAAUUGGCGCAACACUUACAUUGAUCUUCCAAACCGCCUCGUCCGCGUUGAAGUCGCCGAUCGCUCUAUCUUCAAGGCUACCGAUGCUGAGAGAAAGCUUGAAUCUCCCAAGGGUGCGCAGGAGGAGAUUGACAAGUUGUGCCAUAUGUACGUCAAGGGCCGCGCCUUUGCUCGAGCUUCUGGUACUGAAGAUGCCGUUCGGGUCUACGCAGAGGCACAUUCUAAGAUAGAAUCCGAGAAACUUGCUAGCCAAGUCACCGAGGUGAUCCGAAAAUAUGGUGCCUAA